CCCGCAGGUCCCCCCGGACCAGGCCGGUUUCCCCGCUCCCCCCUCGCCCUCCGCCGUGAGUUGUGAUCGUGAGCACGGCGAGAGCCGCGAGGCCGCCUCCACGAAUCGAGCCAAUUUGCCGCCCAGUCCCUUCGCCCCGAUCGCAAUGCCACCCCGGAGUCAACCCCAACGGUCGCCGUGACCUGCGCCGGAGAGAUCUCUCGCGCCGAGCCCGUGGCACCGCGCAGCUGCGUGCUGCCGCGCAGGCCCACCCACCCACGCACCCACCCCGGCACGCGCUCGAUAAGGCCGCCGCGGGCGGCCGCCCCGCACCGCCACGCUGGAGCCGCCGCAGCCGGAGGCGGUGAAACCGUCGCCGACCAACGGCCGCAUCCGCUACCGCACGCCCUCGGCGGCCGAUCUGCUCCACGCCGACGAUCUCGCCGCCGCCCCCUCCGCCGCGGACGCCGCGGCGGCCACGGCGGCGGCCGCGAGGAUGCGGCGCUACUCGGGCGCCGGGGCACGGCAGCAGCAGCAGACAGAGGCCGUGGCCGACCGCGUGCACCGGUACCGCGGGGUGUUGCUGGUGCUGCUCGCGCCGGUACUCCUCAUCUCGUUCGUGCUACUUCUCAUGCCGCGCGCGCCGGCCUCCACCUCUGGGGGUGGGCUCCUCGCCGCCGGCGGUCGGAGGUGGGGCCCCCGGGCCGUUGAAGACGGAUCGAACAAGUACGCUGUGAUAUUUGACGCCGGCAGCUCCGGAAGCCGCGUGCACGUGUAUUGCUUCGACGAAAACCUGGACUUGGUGCCCAUUGGGAAGGAGAUCGAGCUGUUCAAGCAGAAAAAACCAGGUCUGAGUGCUUAUGCGAAGGAUCCGCAGGAGGCUGCUGAAUCGCUUAUUUCUCUUUUAGAGGAAGCUGAAAAGGUAGUUCCAGCAGAGUUGCAUCAGCAAACGCCUGUCAGGGUUGGGGCUACUGCAGGUCUCAGAGCAUUAGGGACUGAAAGGUCUGAAGAAAUUUUGCAAGCGGUUAGGGAACUUCUUCGUGACAAGAGUUCUUUCAAAUCCCAGCCAGAUUGGGUGACUGUUCUAGAUGGAUCUCAGGAAGGCGCAUUCCAGUGGGUUACUAUCAAUUAUCUUUUGGGAAAAUUAGGAAAGCCAUACUCAAACACAGUUGGAGUUGUUGAUUUAGGAGGUGGUUCAGUCCAAAUGGCUUAUGCUAUCUCAGAGAAGGAUGCAGUAAAGGCGCCUGAAGUGUCAGAUGGUGAAGAUUCAUAUGUGAAAAAGCUCCUACUUAAAGGAACCACAUACUAUCUUUAUGUUCACAGUUAUUUGCAUUAUGGUUUGCUGGCGGCUAGAGCGGAGAUCUUAAAAGCCGGCGAAGGCAAUGAUUACAGCGAAUGUAUGUUGGAGGGGCAUCAUGGGAAAUACAGCUAUGGUGAUAAUACAUUUGAAGCAUCAGGCUCACCUUCUGGUGCUAGUUAUACGAAGUGCAGGGCUCUUGCAGUGAGAGCUCUUAAAGUUGAUGAACCAGCAUGCACUCACAUGAAAUGCACAUUUGGUGGUGUGUGGAAUGGUGGCGGUGGGGAUGGACAAAAGAACCUCUUUGUAGCAUCAUUUUUCUUUGAUAGGGCUGCUGAGGCUGGUUUUGUUAACCCAAAUGCAGCGACUGCUAAGGUUAAACCCUCGGACUUUGAAGAAAAUGCACGGCGUGUUUGUAAAUUGAAUGUGAAGGAUGCACAGGCAACCUACCCCGAUGUCUCAGAGGAGAACAUUCCCUACCUUUGCAUAGACCUUGUCUACCAGUACACAUUACUUGUUGAUGGAUUUGGCGUGGAUCCUUAUCAAGACAUUACCUUGGUCAAGAAAGUGCCUUAUGGCGAUUCACAUGUUGAAGCAGCAUGGCCCCUUGGUAGUGCCAUUGAGGUUGCAUCUUCAUCAUAGGCAGAAACAGCUCGGCAGAAGUUAUUUCUCUUUCUUUUUCUCUAAAAGGUCUUCCGUCAUUAUAGUUUUGGCUUAGUUUACUGAUCAGCAGUAGUGAGUUUAGAUCCUCAGUUUGAUGCUAGGGUUUUGCCUCGAUUCACCAUUUGUUCUCCAUUUCUCAUUCUAUUUGUUUAGCUUCCUGCACAGUAACAUAUACAUGAGUAUAGUUUGGAGUUGUUUUCUGCUAGCAUUUUUCACCUUACCACCACAUUUGUUUAAAGCCUCUGGCAUUCAUUAUUUCGUCUAUUUCUGAUACAUAAAUCUAUUAUUCAUAACCAGAUAUGAUUUGUGGGUUGCUUA
Panicum hallii is the source of this 2257-nucleotide messenger RNA. RefSeq names its product probable apyrase 1. Gene Ontology annotation, molecular function: nucleoside diphosphate phosphatase activity. The record is from RefSeq and is a predicted model, not a curated record. Bases 476 to 1918 code for a protein of 480 amino acids. Gene Ontology annotation, biological process: nucleoside diphosphate catabolic process. NCBI's taxonomy places the organism in Eukaryota, Viridiplantae, Streptophyta, Magnoliopsida, Poales, Poaceae. Gene Ontology annotation, cellular component: membrane. The transcript has 9 exons.